UCUCGACUUUUGGCUAACCACUCCUCCAUGCUUUAGGAAGUAAGAUACCUUUUAGCGUCCUUGCGCAAGCUUUAUCACGACCUUCGCAAUAUUUUGCCAGCCGGUGUUUCUUUCACGACUCGUACGAGAUCUCAAGUCGCGACGGCCAUUUAACGUACACUUUCACAAAAGUUAUUGCUUGAAUUUCGGUUCUGUUACGCUGUGCUCGUGAAUUGUUAUUCUUCAGAUCGCCAUGUCUUUCCAGAACUACGAAUUCCAAAACCAGCAGGAUGCCGCUGCCCCAACUGGCGCUCCUGCUCCCGCCGAUGCCAACAUGACCGGCCAGGAGCCUUCUCCUGCGCCUUUCACUGGCCCUGCCCCUGGCGAGCCUUCUGCUGCUCCAGUUCCCCAGCAGGGAGGCGACGGAAAGACCACUCUUUGGAUGGGUGAACUCGAGCCAUGGAUUGAUGAGAAUUUCAUCCGCAAUCUUUGGUUCCAAAUGGGUGAGCAGGUUAACGUCAAGAUGAUUCGGGACAAGUUUUCCGGAAGCAACGCUGGUUACUGCUUUGUCGACUUUGCGUCUGCCGCUGCUGCCGCCAAGGCCCUCAGUCUCAACGGCACUCCUAUGCCCAACACCACCCGUGCCUUCAAACUCAACUGGGCUACUGGCGGUGGCUUGGCAGACCGUGGCCGCGACGACCGUGGACCCGAGUACUCGAUCUUUGUUGGCGACCUUGGCCCCGAAGUCAAUGAAUACGUUCUGGUUUCUCUUUUCCAAAGCCGCUUCCCAUCUUGCAAGUCCGCUAAAAUCAUGACCGACCCGAUCAGUGGCAUGUCUCGUGGAUAUGGGUUCGUCCGUUUUUCGGAUGAGAACGACCAGCAGCGCGCUUUGAGCGAAAUGCAGGGUGUCUACUGUGGCAACCGUCCUAUGCGUAUCUCUACCGCCACUCCUAAGAACAAAGGUCCUGGCGUCGGCCCUGGCGCAUUGGGAAUGCCUGGUCCUGCUGGCCUGUACCCUCCGGCCAUGGGCGGUCCUCCUAUGGGCUUCUACGGUGCUCCUCAGCCAAUGAACCAAUUUACCGACCCCAACAACACAACUGUCUUUGUUGGAGGUCUCUCUGGCUAUGUGACUGAGGAUGAGCUCCGCUCUUUCUUCCAAGGCUUUGGCGAGAUCACUUAUGUCAAGAUCCCUCCUGGAAAGGGCUGCGGUUUCGUUCAGUUUGUUCAGCGACACGCUGCUGAGAUGGCCAUCAACCAGAUGCAAGGAUACCCCAUUGGCAACUCCCGUGUCCGUCUCAGCUGGGGUCGUUCUCAGAACAAUUCCGGCCCAGCUGGCACCCCAUACCGUCCUGCCCCCCUCCACCGAUCUAUCCCAACAUGGGCAUGCCCCCGGCGCAUCAAUACGGUGGCUUCGCUCCCAUGAAGGUUGGUCAACCUGAUGCCUAGUCCCAAGUGAACAAUCGGACUGACUUGGUUGUUUGUUUUCAACCUGACAGUAAAGGAAAUCAUACCCGCAAAAGAGUUUUAGCCUCAUUUCCGCAAUGAGUCUAGUUUGACAUUUGGCUUGCCCUUUUUUUCACAAUUUCGCUAAGGCUCUUUUAUUGCUCUUGAUGAGCGAGGUUUUUUCCCUGGGCGUUUGCUUUCAUCUGAGCGGUCUCUUUCUCUUUAUUUACUUCAAGAUAUGGAUGUGUCGACGACGUCCGUGUAAAGCGAUUUCCAACCUAGCUCUGUUGUUUCUAGUGGCUUGCCUACUUUGCGUCUAAUGAUGCACGAACUCUUAUGCCCAUGCCCAUCUAACUUCCAGAUUGCACCCUUCCUUCUAUUUCUCAUUUUUGCCUCGUUCCCCGUU
Molecule: messenger RNA, 1828 nt
Organism: Talaromyces proteolyticus
Lineage: Eukaryota; Fungi; Ascomycota; Eurotiomycetes; Eurotiales; Trichocomaceae
Exons: 3
Coding region: 233-1402 (389 amino acids)
Biological process (GO): mRNA splice site recognition
Cellular component (GO): cytosol
Molecular function (GO): mRNA binding
Source: RefSeq, a predicted model, not a curated record